GAGACGGCGAGAGUGAGAGAGAGCGGUGCGUCAGGGCACGAGGAGGGAGCGUGCACCUAGCCUGGCACCAGCGCCGUGCUGACGUCACUGUGGUGAACGCCGGUUGUUGUUGUUGGGCGCGUGGGUGAGAAGAAGGGAUGUGAGAGAGAGGGGUCAUGAGAGAGUUAGUGUGAGAGUGUUAGUGUGAGAGUGUAAGGUCAUGAGAGAGUGUUAGUGAGUGUGAGAGAGUGUUAGUGAGUGUGUGAGAGAGAGAGGUCAUGAAAGAGUGUUAGUGAGUGUGAGAGUGUUAGUGAGUGUGAGAGAGGGGUCAUGAGAGAGUGUUAGUGAGAGUGUUAGUGAGUGCGAGAGAGUGUUAGUGAGUGUGAGAGAGUGUUAGUGAGUGUGAGAGAGUGUUAGUGAGUGUGUGAGAGAGAGAGGUCAUGAAAGAGUGUUAGUGAGUGUGAGAGUGUUAGUGAGUGUGAGAGAGGGGUCAUGAGAGAGUGUUAGUGAGAGUGUUAGUGAGUGCGAGAGAGUGUUAGUGAGUGUGAGAGAGUGUUAGUGAGUGCGAGAGAGUGUUAGUGAGUGUGAGAGAGUGUUAGUGAGUGUGAGAGAGUGUUAGUGAGUGUGAGAGAGGUCAUGAGAGAGUGUUAGUGAGUGUGAGAGAGUGUUAGUGAGUGUGAGAGAGUGUAAGGUCAUGAGAGAGUGUUAGUGAGUGUGAGAGAGUGUUAGUGAGUGUGUGAGAGAGAGAGGUCAUGAAAGAGUGUUAGUGAGUGUGAGAGUGUUAGUGAGUGUGAGAGAGGGGUCAUGAGAGAGUGUUAGUGAGAGUGUUAGUGAGUGCGAGAGAGUGUAAGGUCAUGAGAGAGUGUUAGUGAGUGUGAGAGAGUGUUAGUGAGUGUGAGAGAGGUCAUGAGAGAGUGUUAGUGAGUGUGAGAGAGUGUUAGUGAGUGUGUGAGAGAGAGAGGUCAUGAGAGAGUGUUAGUGAGUGUGAGAGAGUGUUAGUGAGUGUGAGAGAGUGUUAGUGAGUGUGAGAGAGUGUUAGUGAGUGUGAGAGAGGUCAUGAGAGAGUGUUAGUGAGUGUGAGAGAGUGUUAGUGAGUGUGUGAGAGAGAGGUCAUGAGAGAGUGUUAGUGAGUGUGAGAGAGUGUUAGUGAGUGUUAGAAUGUAAGGUCAUGAGAGAGUGUUAGUGAGUGUGAGAGAGUGUUAGUGAGUGUGAGAGAGAGAGAGGUCAUGAGAGAGUGUUAGUGAGUGUGAGAGUGUAAGGGCAUGAGAGAGUGUAAGGGCAUGAGAGAGUGUUAGUGAGUGCGAGAGAGUGUUAGUGAGUGUGAGAGUGUGUUAGUGAGUGUUAGAGUGUAAGGUCAUGAGAGAGUGUUAGUGAGUGUGAGAGUGAGAGAGAGAGGUCAUGAGAGAGUGUUAGUGAGUGUGAGAGUGUAAGGUCAUGAGAGAGUGUUAGUGUGAGAGAGUGUUAGUGAGUGUGAGAGUGUAAGGGCAUGAGAGAGUGUUAGUAUGAGAGAGUGUUAGUGAGUGUGAGAGAGUGUUAGUGAGUGUGAGAGAGAGAGGGGGCAUGAGAGAGUGUGAGAGAGUGUUAGUGAGUGAGAGAGAGUGAGAGAGAGAGUGUCACAAUGAGGGUUUAUGGAAAGGAGGUUAGUGAGAGGUUCUGAGCGUCCAUGAGAGUGUUCGAGACAGAGCGAAUGGAGCAGCAAUAGGGGGUCAGAGUGUAAUAGAGAGUAGUACUGUAGCGUGUUUAGUGGUGGUGUGUACUGGUGUUUACACUUCUAUUCUUGCGUAUGGCGAUGUGUUCAGUAGCGAGCUGCCAGUGUGGAGAUCUGCCUGCUAGCCACGACGAGAGGACUUCAAAAAGAGUUCGUGUGGCGCUGCUCUUCCUCUUCUGUUGAAGGAGCGCAGACCGCAGUGGGUUUACCGUGCGAUCCAUAGUUUGGGUUGCGUUGCCACAAUCGCGUGACUUGUGAUUUGUCGUUAAUGUACCUCUGGUUCUCUAUGUGUUUCUAUGAGUCUGUAUGUACAGGGUGCUUCAAAAGAAUGUGAACAUCUUAUAUUGGAAACUAAUGGAUAAUAUAAUGUAACAUGCUAACAAAAUUAUGUUAACAAAAGUUUGUUAAUAGCUUCAAAAAGUCAAAGAGUCUCCACUUGUUCGCCAUUUGUGUCAACACGUGCCUGGAAUCUUCUCCAGGUGUUCUCCACAGCCUGGAGGCACAUUUCUUGUGGUAUAGUUACACAUUCUCAGAAGUGUUAAAACAUUUUUGAAGCAUAUUCUUGGUUCUUUUACCGAAAGAACCAAGAAUAUGAAUCCCUGCAGUUACGAAAGCUUUAAAUAUAAAGUUUUGAAGCACCCUGUAUUUGUGUCUCCAUGGGUUUACUUUGUGGGUCCAUAGUUUGGGUUUCAUCGCCACAAUCACACGACUGGUGGCUGGUCUGGUUUAAUUUUCCAUUCAUCGAGGAGGCAUGCGCAUGGGGCCUCUUGUUGAUGUUUCGAUGAGGUUGAUGGUUACAACCACCAGCGUCUUCGAGGAGGUGGAGGAGGAAUGUAAAAUCCAGGAGGUGCAAUGGUUGGGUCUUAUACGAGGUGUUUAUUCCGGAGAUGUUAAGGGACAGGGUCUCCCUGGCAUUGUGAACUCGCCUGAUGCUGCUCUCUCUCAUUGCCGCUUUUCUGCUGCUGCUGCUACUCCCACAGGCAAUGGCUGUGAGUGAAGACGGCGAAGUGCCACGGACUGGGGUCUCGCCUCCUCCCCUCGCCGCUGCCCACCAGGUAUCAACCGUGCAGCCGCUACGGGAUCUGGCAGGAGAAUAUAAGAAGCUAUGGCUUUGUGGUGGCAUCCACAGCACAAGUAGCUGUUAUCCUCUUUAACAUGAACUCGGGUUCCUCCGCAACCACCCCAAGGAGCUGCCUCAGAAGAGCACAGCUGUCCAUUAAGGUGGGAGGGGGGUCAUAGGCCCCCGGCCAUCCCAUAGAAUCGCCACGUCUGACGACUUGAUUGCAAGACCUCUUCACCACAGGACCCGAAUGCAAUCUCUGCCCUGCUGAUGAGAGCAGCUCUACCGCGUAUGGUAGUCCACGGCACCGCUCUGCAGCAGUCGCGUUGGCCUUUCCAGUGUGAGAGCUGAAGAGAUGUUGAAAUCACAAGAAAGCAGAAUUAAGGGUGACAACAACAACAAUGCAAAAUCUUCUGAGAAGUUACUCCCUUGUAAGGAAUGCGGGAAGGCUUUUGCAUUAAUUUCUAAACUGAAGAGGCAUCAGAUGACGCAUUCAAAACCGUACUUUUGCAAAGAGUGUGGAAAAAGAUUUUCGAAACUCUUCAACCUGAAGACCCAUCAGGUAACGCACACGGGAGAGUGGCCGCACGUUUGUGACGCAUGCGGAAAGGGCUUUCCACACAUAUCGCAACUCAACACCCACAAGAUGACACAUACGGGAGAGUGGCCGUACGUUUGUGAAGAGUGCGGGAAAGGAUUUUCAUGCAUUUCUCAUUUGGAAAAGCAUAAGAGGACGCACACCGGGGAAAAACCGUACAAGUGUGACGAGUGCGGGAAGGGAUUUGCCGAUAUUUCCCACCUGAAAAUACAUCAGAUGACACACACUGGGAAGUGGCCACACGUUUGUAACCAGUGUGGUAAAGGGUUUUCACAGAUCUCCCAGCUGACUUCACAUCAGAUGACGCACAGCGGAGAGUGGCCACAUGUGUGCGAUGAGUGCGGAAAAGGAUAUUCGUGCAUUUCCCAUCUGAAGACUCAUCAGAGGAUACACACCGGAGAACGUCCGUACACCUGUGAAGAGUGCGGCAAAGGCUUCUCCCAGGUUGCUUACCUCAAAACGCACAAGAUGAUACACACCGGAGAAAGGCCGUACAUCUGUGAAGAGUGCGGCAAAGGCUUCUCGCAAAUUUCCACUCUGAAGAUGCAUCAACGAACGCACACGAGGGAAAGGCCGUAUAUGUGCGAGGAGUGUGGAAAGGAGUUUUCUCAGAUCUCAAACUUGAAGACUCACCGCUUGACACACACCGGACAUUGGCCUCACGUCUGUGAAAAGUGUGGAAAGGGAUUUUCUCAUAUUUUCCACUUGCAGACACACGAGAGGACGCACACAGGUGUGAGGCCGUAUGCCUGUAAGGUUUGCGGUAAAGGAUUUUCGAACCUUUCCAACCUAAAGACGCAUCGUCGGACUCACACUGGUGAGAGGCCGCACGUGUGCAUCGAGUGUGGGAAAGGAUUUUCGUGUAUUUCCCACUUAAAGAGACACAGGAAAACGCAUACUCAUAAUGAAGAACUCUAGGAUUUGUUAAAAAUUAAUAGCAUGGCUGGCAAGUGUUCUGAUUUGACAGGACAUUGUCAAUUUUUUGGGAUAAAUACUCAUAGCCCACUUGGCCAUUCUCAUACCUGUCAAUCCCUUAUCAGUGCCCUACCUUAUUACAGACCAAUUCAGACCUUAUUGGUCACCCCGUGCCGUUAUAAAUCUCAACGUUCAUCCUACAAAAUCUCAUCACAAGAGAGAAACAAACAACUAGACAAAAAACUUUUUUUUUCACGUAUUGAAAGGCCGUAUGGACCUGAAAACUCAAUUUCCGGGCCCUCGGUUGGGAUGUUUUGGUUCGGUGCGGUCGUGAGGAUCUACACGGUGUGCGCCGUGGAGUGAGAACGAUCGAGGAAACACCUUUAGGACUCAUAUUCCGGUAAAGUCACGUAGAAGGGAAAUAAUAAAAUAAUAAAAAUGAAACAAAAUUAUCACGACGUUUCGAUUGCAACACAAGCAAUCAUCAGGUGUGAAAACCAAAACAAACGUGAGAAUUGUAUUGUUUUAUUUUUAUUAUUUCCCUUCUACGUGACUUUACCGAAAGAACCAAGAAUAUGAAUCCCUGCAGUCACGAAAGCUUUAAAUCGAAACCUUUAGGACUUUUUACGCUCCCCUGUUAAAUCCACCGCGCUGAGAUUUGCACACCCUUAGGAUGAAUAUGGUCCUGCAUUGCGUGCACUUGUUCCUGCGCUUUGCCCCCUUUAUGCCUGCUGUAUCUAAUCUUAAAAACAGAUUAGAGACGACCUGAGACAAUUUGCAAGCACCAAAAUCUUGUGGUGCUAUGCAUUUAAAAUGGAGCAGGAAUUUGGAUUCGCGCGGACCGUACAAAACGCGAGUCUUCGGCAGUCGCCCGCAGUCGAGAAUUGAUUGUCUUCCAGCAACGGUAUCUCGGCCUCGCUGUGCGCUGCGUUGCACCGCGAGUCGAGUAGAUAACCUUGCGUUCAAUAAACCCUCAGAGCCAGGAUGAA
Molecule: messenger RNA, 5249 nt
Organism: Lethenteron reissneri (Far Eastern brook lamprey)
Lineage: Eukaryota; Metazoa; Chordata; Hyperoartia; Petromyzontiformes; Petromyzontidae
Product: zinc finger protein 239-like
Biological process (GO): regulation of transcription by RNA polymerase II
Molecular function (GO): RNA polymerase II cis-regulatory region sequence-specific DNA binding; DNA-binding transcription factor activity, RNA polymerase II-specific
Source: RefSeq, a predicted model, not a curated record